AUGGGGUUCGCAGGCCUUUUUGACGGCUCCAAGAGCACGGCCCACGUUUCAACCGACCCCGAAGCCAGCGACUCUGAGCCCUCUGUCAUUCACGAUGGUGGUCUCGCAUACACGCGUGUCAAGGGAGGUAACGGCUCCAAGCCGUCCUAUCAGGAGGCUGUUGGUGCUCCGGUCGAGUCCAAGUCUCCUCUUGGGUAUCAUGUGGGAUGGCUGACUGUCAUCUUUCUCAACGUCAACAUGAUGAUCGGAACCGGUAUCUUCUCUACACCUGCGAGUAUCCUGAACCGAUCUGGUUCCGUCGGCUUGGCCCUCAUCAUCUGGGUCAUCGGUUUCCUCAUGGCUGCUGCUGGUUUUGCCGUCUACCUGGAGCUGGCAAGCUAUUUCCCCAACCGAAGUGGUUCCGAGGUGGUGUACCUCGAGCAGGCCUAUCCCAGGCCCAAGCACUUCUUCCCCGUCACCUUUGCUGUCCAGUCGGUCAUCCUCUCUUUCAGCAGCAGCAAUGCAGUCGUUCUCUCCAGGUAUCUUUGGAGAAUGACCGGCGAUACGCCUAGCGAGUGGCAGAUGCGAGGCGUGGCAAUUGCUGCUUACACCCUCGCCGUCAUCUUUGUGGUUGCUAGCAACAAGUAUUCAUUGUGGCUUGUCAACUUUAUCGGCACACUGAAGCUCCUCACUCUGGUCUUCAUCAGUAUCGCUGGCCUUGUCGUCCUUGGUGGAAACGUCGACCGAAUUCCCGAUCCCAAGGCCAACUUCCGCAAUGCUUUCGAUGGUGAAACACCCAAUGGUAAUGAUCUGGCUAGUGCAUUCGUCAGCAUUGUCUUUUCCUACGCCGGAUACUGGAAUGCCUUCAACGUCGUCAACGAGAUCCAGAACCCCAUCCCCACUCUCAAGCGAAACGGCACUGUUUCUCUGCUCACUGUGGCUAUCCUUUACAUGCUUUGCAACAUUGCUUACUUCGCCGUUGUGCCCAAGGAGGAGUUUGCUGAGGCCAGCGAGAUCGCCGCCUCCGUUUUCUUCACCAAGCUGUUCGGAGGAAGCAAGGCUGCUGCCAACGUACUCAACUUCCUCGUUCUUCUGAGUGCCUUUGGUAACCUUUUGGCCGUUUUGAUUGGCUCUGGACGCAUGAUCCGUGAGAUUGGAAGGCAAGGCGUGUUGCCUUUUACCAACUUCUGGGUCUCUACGAAGCCUUUUGGAACACCUUUGGGCCCAUACUUUGUGAAAUGGGUGCUUACAUUCAUUAUGAUUGUUGCUCCUUCAGCCGGUGAUGCAUUCACCUUUGUUGUGAGCUUGGGCACUUACCCGGAUGCUAUGUUCAAGUUUGCUAUGGCUGCUGGAGUCUAUGUCCUUCGACGAAGACGCAAGCAGGCCGGCAUCAACACCAAUGACUUCCAGGCUUGGCAUGUGGCUGUCAUUUUCUACAUCCUCAUCCAGGUCUUCAUUCUUGUCAUGCCCUGGUGGCCUCCCAAGGGCGGCCCCUAUGCUGGAGACGUCAGCUUCUGGUAUGCUACUUACUGUGUCGUCGGUAUUGCCAUUGUCAUCAUCUGCGGCCUCUACUACGUCUUCUGGAUGCACCUCCUGCCAAAGUGGAAGGGCUACCAGAUCCGCACUGAAAUCACCAACGUUGACGAUAACGGAGCCAAUACGCAUCGCCUGGUUAGAAUCCCCAACGCCGAAGUCGCCAAGUGGGAUGAAGAGCACGAUGAGGCUGGUAACUUGCGCCAGAGGCGUGUGCCAAGCUCGGGAGACUCGGGCAAGGAGUAA
This is a messenger RNA of Fusarium keratoplasticum, 1758 nucleotides long. RefSeq lists its product as uncharacterized. Gene Ontology annotation, molecular function: L-amino acid transmembrane transporter activity. The transcript has 8 exons. Gene Ontology annotation, cellular component: membrane. Gene Ontology annotation, biological process: amino acid transmembrane transport. Bases 1 to 1758 code for a protein of 585 amino acids. The record is from RefSeq and is a predicted model, not a curated record. NCBI's taxonomy places the organism in Eukaryota, Fungi, Ascomycota, Sordariomycetes, Hypocreales, Nectriaceae.